GUAAACCCUCACUCGGAUUCUUGACGGAUAAUUCUAUACGAUAUGUCUCGAUAUCCGGAUUACUUGUCACCAAAUCCCACUCCAACGAAACUAUCCAAGGCCCAGAAAUCGCGAGCGCGACGCGAGCCAUCUGGCGUAUUCUCGCUCUUCCAGGCCUCACAGAUCCAACAGUUCAAAGAGGCGUUCCAGCUCAUUGACCACGACAAGGAUGGUUGGGUUAAUGAGAACGACUUGCGACAGAUCUUUGCGAGCCUCGGCAUUACGCCAUCGCAGAGGAUGAUGGACGAGCUAUUGAAUGCGCGCCCAGGAACGCACAGCAGAACAUCGUCUGUGGGAUACGACGACAGUACUGGGGACCGGGGGAUUAACUUUACGAUGUUCCUCACGAUGAUGAGUGAACGAUUGUUCGAGUUUGACACAGAGGCUGAGCUGAUCGAGGCUUUCGAAUCGUUUGACGAGAACGACACUGGGAUGGUCAAGGUGGAGGAAAUGCGGAAAUGGCUCAGUGAGGUUGGGGAGCGCAUGGAUAUGCAGGAGAUUGACAAGUUCCUGAAGGGACCCUUUACUGACCGCCAGGGUAACUUUAACUACCGCGACUGGGUCAAAGUCUUACGCAUAAAUGAUGAGGACGAGGAAAACACCAACCUCUAGCUAAUAACUAUUAUUUAGCAAGAUUAUUUUCGCCCCAAAGCCCUUGUGAUCGUAGAGGGGCCUGCCAAGCCCAAGGCCCAAGGGCCCAACCCAAUUCAACAUUCCAAGAGUUUCCAAAUUGGGAACUGCAUCCCCC
Molecule: messenger RNA, 787 nt
Organism: Coprinopsis cinerea okayama7#130
Lineage: Eukaryota; Fungi; Basidiomycota; Agaricomycetes; Agaricales; Psathyrellaceae
Exons: 3
Coding region: 43-651 (202 amino acids)
Biological process (GO): actomyosin structure organization; mitotic cytokinesis
Cellular component (GO): myosin II complex; cytoplasm
Molecular function (GO): cytoskeletal motor regulator activity; myosin heavy chain binding; calcium ion binding
Source: RefSeq, a predicted model, not a curated record